UCACAAACGGUCAGCCUGGCCUAUGAUGCCGGCCUUGCUUCCUGCACCGUAGCUCUCAGUGUGACCAUUUUUUUCUUCAAACCUCCCUUUCAUUGAACCGCUGUAGACCAGCGUAUUUGGUACGAUCAACUCAUGUCCGACCCAUUCGAUGUUAUACCAUUCGAGGACAUCAAGGGGGAGUGGAAGAAGUUAGGAUCAGGUUCUUUUGGGAAUGUCUAUAAAGGAUCAUACCUGGGCAUUGAUGUUGCAAUCAAAGAAGUCCUGCCAUCCAGCAGUUACAACGUCGCCAAAUAUUUUGAGAGGGAAUGGAGGUUAAUGAAAGAAGCUCGUCAUCCAAAUGUUGUGCUUUACCUCGGCUUGUCGCGUGCCCCGCCUCCAGAUGGACGAAUAUUCAUAAUAUCAGAGUAUAUUGAGAAUGGAAAUCUCAGAACAUACAUAUUCGAUAAGACGAAACCUUUUCCAUGGCGUCUCCGGCUUUCUUUUGCUACAGACAUUUCCCGUGCUCUAGCAUACCUUCAUGCACGCAAGUGCAUACACCGGGAUUUGAAAGGCGAAAAUCUUCUUGUCACCGCAAACGGCAGACUGAAGAUCACCGAUUUUGGUUUCGCUCGGAUUGCCGCCCGCAAUGAAGAGGAAAGCAAACGUCUCACCUUCUGCGGGACUGACUCGUAUAUGUCACCCGAAAUUCUACUUGGGGAGGAGUUCGAUUUGCCCACAGACAUUUUUUCUCUUGGCAUCAUCUUCUGCGAGAUCGCCGCGCGAAGGCUAGCCGAUGACCGCCAUUUCAAACGUACUGGCCCAACGUUUGGCGUUGACCCUGAGGAGGUGCACCGGUGGGCUAGCCCCGGUUGUCCACCGGCGUUCCUUGCUCUUGCAUUCGACUGUCUUGCUCAGGAUUCAAAGGCACGCCCCACCACUCGCGUUAUUUUAGAGAGGCUAGGCGAAAUCGAAACGGAGGUUUUGUCACGUCCAGACACCGAAGACUUUCACGUUGGGAGUAUCAGGCUUAUGACAGGAGGCAGACGCCCGGGUGCUGCUCCCCGCAUCCCAAGUUUUGGGGCUGGUGUUGGGAAGGACAUCAGGCACAAUACGGCCUCCGUCAAAGAGGAUGUUCUUGCGGCCCUGUCCAGCGGCGAGGAAAGUAGCGACGAAGAGCCCUUGGGCGCCAUGCAAAGUCUGGAUCCAAACAGCGAUUGGAGCACGGCUGCCAACGGACACUCGGGUGAUAGCACUCAACCUCUUCUCGUCAGUAACUCUAGUACAUUGUCAGAAUACAGCGCCGCCGUCGACCGGGCCCAUGUUCCCACAACUACAGAUGACGUGGCGACAUCUUUGUCUUCCAUUAUCACUAUUCGACCUGCACUUGACCCAAACGGAACGGCGGAGCCCACUACCCCAGGUAGUAAUACUCCAACGAGCAGCGACUCCAUCAUGUCUGCGCAGAGUUAUCAGACUGCUCAGUCAUCCAUCCAGUGUUCUACCACAGCGACGAAAGGCCACUCCUCCAUCGAUUCUCCCCCCAUGCUUCACCGCUUUACUUUACUGAAACCUGGCAUAAAGCGUACCAGCGGAUCAGUAUCGCCAACACGUCAUGCCGACGGAGGGUGGAACCCGUUAGAACUGAUCUUCUCCAGCGGAUUACUCGUGCAGAAGUGUGAUAUAUGUUCAAAGAGGAUUGGUUGGAAACCUGUUUUGCAAUGUGACGAUUGUGGGCUGCGGGCUCACGUGAAAUGCGGAGAAGUUGCUCCUCGUGAUCGUAAUAUUCAUUCGGUAAUUCAACCAGCCCUGCACACAUCAUCGCCCCUGUCAAAGGGAAGAAGCCAAUCAAAGAGAGUAUCCUUACCCACUUCGAUCACGCGAUAGGGACCCUGCAUAUUCUAUUCUAUCAUCGCUUAGUUUUCUAGAUUUCUCCUAUCAAGCCGCAUAUAAUAGUAAGUUAUAUCCAUCCGACGAUAAAGCACACUACGUCACUGCCGAGUUACUCGGUAUCCUUGCCUUGUAUCUGUUUACCUAUAUUGGUGUAUUCCCAGUGUCCUGUACACGUUAUCUGAUAUUGAUGCAAAUAGCACUGGUCCACUUGGAGCUCUGGCCGUUAUCAUUUUGCCGAGUGGCAAAAGUCGUCGACUACACGAUUGUGCCA
This is a messenger RNA of Suillus fuscotomentosus, 2140 nucleotides long. Its product is annotated as kinase-like domain-containing protein. NCBI's taxonomy places the organism in Eukaryota, Fungi, Basidiomycota, Agaricomycetes, Boletales, Suillaceae. The transcript has 7 exons. Bases 133 to 1863 code for a protein of 576 amino acids. Gene Ontology annotation, biological process: protein phosphorylation. Gene Ontology annotation, molecular function: protein kinase activity; ATP binding. The record is from RefSeq and is a predicted model, not a curated record.